Messenger RNA from Paraphaeosphaeria sporulosa, 1188 nucleotides. Its product is annotated as NAD(P)-binding protein. The transcript has 6 exons. Lineage: Eukaryota; Fungi; Ascomycota; Dothideomycetes; Pleosporales; Didymosphaeriaceae. The record is from RefSeq and is a predicted model, not a curated record. The coding region runs from base 1 to 951 and encodes 316 amino acids.
AUGGUAAAGAUUGCUAUAGCCGGAGGCAACGGUCAGGUUGCUCAGGAGGUCAUUGAUGUACUCCUUGCAGCAAACAAGCACGAGAUUAUGAUCUUGUCCCGAAGUGUGGGUGCUCCCAAAGAAGGUAUCGUAGCAAAGACCAAGCACCACAUCGUAAACUACGAUAGCGUGGACGACUUAGUCAGCGCUCUACGUGGGGUGCACACGGUGCUGUCUUUCAUCCAGAUCCUCUUGGACGUUGAUCAGAAGUCCCAGAAGAACCUCAUCGACGCAGCCAUAUUGGCUGGAGUGAGACGUUUCGCACCGAGCGAGUACGGAAGUGCCGGCACGAUGCAUAUGCCAUGGUGGGAGGGAAAACAGAAGAUCCGAGAAUACCUGAGAAAGGUCAACGAAUCUGGAAAGGCCCUUGAAUACUGUCUAUUCCAGCCAGGACUUUUCUUGAACUACUUGGCAUACCCAAACAAAACAAGCAAGCAUCUCAGCCCUCUCGGUACCGUGUUUGAUUUUCAGAACCAGCGUGCCAUAGUCGUUGACGGACACGAAACUGCUGUUGUUACGUUGACAACAGUGGGAGAUUUCGCUACCAUCAUGGCGAUGGCGAUUGAAUAUCAAGGCUCAUGGCCUGAGAUUGGUGGGUUUCCAGGGAACAAGGUCACAGUGGAACAGAUCAUCGAGAUCGGAGAGAAAGUUCGAGGGGGUCAAUUUGCUGUGGAGAAAGUGAAGCUAGAGGACCUCGAGAAGGGAAAUUUAGCGUCUUCUUGGGGGUUGGAAGUGCCUCACAAAGCUGUUUCUCAGGAAGAGGCUCAGCGCAUGCUGAAACAAGUCACUAUCGGCAUGUUAAUGAGCGCUGCUAAAGGCGCUUGGGAGGGAUCAAAUGAACUCGGCCAGAUGUUCCCCACUUACGUAUUUACUGGCGUCGAGGAAUUCCUUGCUGGGGUUUGGCACGACUAGGUGUAAGUAUGAAGAAGCAGCUCAAGUUGUGAAGGCCGUAGGGUACUAUCGAAACGGUAGGAUAGACGAGGUUAUAUACAUACAUCUGCCUAGUACACUUACGCACGGUCCAGGAACAGUAAUUGCAAACUCUUGUUCUAGUUGUCGCAAACUGUUGGCGAGAGCCAAUAACUGUAAUCGAUGUGUCUAAAUACUGCGUGUGGUGUUCAUAGUAGAUGUGAACCCGCAUAUGCCAAG